GUAAUUGAUAAGAAUUUAAUGAAAUAAGAAAAAUGCGGCGUAUAACAACAGCAUUAAAUACAGCGUAUACUAAAGUUAAUUAUAAACAAAGUACAAAUAACUAUGCAGCUCACUACAGACUGCAGCAGCAGCGUUUUGCAACGCUGUCGGCAUCGGCGUCAACCUGUUGGAACUGCCAGAAACAGCAGCAGAAUAUGAUUUGCGCUAGCUGUGGCAGUUUGCAGGAUGUGAAUAAUCAAAUUAACUACUUUGAGCUGUUAAGUUUUCCUACCAAGUUUACGAUGCAGCAGCAGGAGCUGACGCAGCGCUUUCGGCAGCUGCAGGCGCGAGUGCAUCCGGACAAAUACAGCAACAAAAGCGACCGCGAGCAGAGCAAUUCUGCUGACUGGAGCUCGCUCAUCAACAAAGCAUACAAAACGCUGGCGACGCCAAUGGAACGUGGACAGUACAUGCUGCAGCUGGAGGGCGAACAAAUGCCGCAGGAUAAUAGUGCACUAAACAAAGAAUUUCUAAUGGACAUGAUGGAGCGCAAUGAGGAAGUGGAGGAUGCUGAAGAUGCCGCCACAUUGCAGCAGCUCAAUGUGCAGCUGUUGCAGGAGCUGGAGGCACAUGCUCAAAAGCUGCAUGGACACUUUGAGGCAAAAGACUUGGUGGCUGUGAAGGCAACGCUUGUGGAAAUGAAAUAUUUGCUAAGCAUACAAGCGAGCAUUAAACAAAAACAGCAACAGCUGUUGGGCAGCUAAAAUCGAUGAGCGAUAAGCGAUA
Molecule: messenger RNA, 765 nt
Organism: Drosophila busckii
Lineage: Eukaryota; Metazoa; Arthropoda; Insecta; Diptera; Drosophilidae
Gene: Hsc20
Product: co-chaperone protein HscB homolog
Exons: 3
Coding region: 33-743 (236 amino acids)
Biological process (GO): protein complex oligomerization; [2Fe-2S] cluster assembly
Cellular component (GO): mitochondrion
Molecular function (GO): protein-folding chaperone binding; ATPase activator activity
Source: RefSeq, a predicted model, not a curated record